GCUUUUGUCUGUUUGUCCGCGCAAUCUGAAAUUCGUGCAACACGAAGGAGGAAGAAGGAGGAAGGCCUCGGUCGAAAUGAUGGUCGAAGUUUGUUUCAAUUAGAGGCGAUCGAGGAGGAGAGUUGGUGUCACGCGGUGGGGUGCCCAGAUCUUUUCUGGUGGCGGUCACUGCAAGGGCGCAGGCAGAUUCCUGCCGAUCCUCCUUGCAUGGAGCUUGCAUUUUCUGGAAGCAGGGGAGGAGUUGGAUUGCAGGGAGCGGAAGGGGACAAUUUGCCUAUAACUAAGCCCUCAGGGCAGAGGAUAGGCAGCGCAUGCUGCCCAAAAGGCGACGGGUUGAGGUGGAGGAGGACAAAACGGGGUCGUCAAUGAAGAAGCCUCGCUCCUCGGAGGAUGUUGAGAUCGAUGAAGAUCUGCACAGUCGCCAGUUGGCAGUGUAUGGAAGGGAGACCAUGCGCCGCCUGUUUGGGGCCAGUGUGCUCGUCUCUGGGCUGGGGGGUCUUGGAGUGGAGGUUGCAAAGAACACGAUUCUAGCUGGGGUCAAGUCUGUGACUUUACAUGACUCUCAUGUUGUGGAAUUGGCAGACCUGUCGUCACAGUUUUAUUUGUCUGAAACUGAUAUUGGAAAGAACCGGGCCACUGCAUGCGCAGACAAGCUGGUUGAGCUCAACACUGCUGUUGCAGUUAAGGUACAUACUGGAGAUAUCACAAAAGAGUUCCUUGCAAACUUCAACGUGGUGGUGUUUACCGAUUUGCCUAUGAACAAGGCUCUGGAGAUCAACAGCUUCUGCCAUACACAUCAGCCGCCGAUCGCCUUCAUCAAAGCAGAAGUACGUGGAGUGUUUGCAAGUGUGUUCUGUGAUUUUGGACCUGAGUUCACAGUGUUCGAUACAGAUGGAGAAGAACCACACUCUGGUAUUGUUGCAUCCAUCACUACGGGCAAUCCAGCACUUGUAACCUGCGUAGAUGAUGAGCGGCUAGAGUUCCAAGAUGGCGAGCUUGUGACUUUCCGGGAGGUCAGAGGCAUUCCAGAACUGAAUGACGGAAAACCACGGCGGGUGAAAAACGUCAAGGCACAUUCAUUCCAGCUUGAGGAGGACACAACCAAGUGCAAUGCCUACGAAGGUGGUGGGAUCGUCACUCAAGUCAAGGAGCAGAAAGUACUGAAGUUCAAGCCACUAAAUGAGGCGCUCAGUGACCCGGGGGAGUUCUUGCUUUCAGAUUUUUCAAAGUUUGAUCGCCCUGGACUUCUGCAUGUAGGGUUCCAAGCUCUGGGGCUCUUUGAAGCGUCCUUUGGCCGUCUUCCCGGCCUGGCAUCAGCUGAAGAUGCUGAAAAGCUCGUAGCCUUAGCCAAGGAGGUGAAUGAAAAGGUCGGUGACAAGCGAUUGGAGAGCCUCGAUGAGGGCGUUCUGAGGAAGCUUUCCUUUGGUGCUGCGGCUUGCCUUUCUCCCAUGGCUGCCUUGUUUGGCGGCAUUGUUGGUCAAGAAACUGUCAAGGCUUGCUCGGGGAAGUUCCACCCCAUCUUCCAAUUCUUUUACUUCGACUCUGUCGAGUCUCUGCCCCCCAAUGAGCUUCCAGCUGAGGAGACCAUGCCAGUCGGAUCGCGGUAUGAUCCGCAGAUUGCAUUGUUUGGUCGAACGCUUCAGGAGAAGAUGAUGAAUGCUAACUGCUUCAUGGUCGGGGCAGGAGCUCUGGGGUGCGAGUUUUUGAAGAAUCUSGCACUGAUGGGUGUCUGCUGUGGUCAGAAUGGGAAGCUCACUGUGACGGAUGACGAUACAAUCGAGAAGAGUAACCUCAGCAGACAGUUCUUGUUCCGCGACUGGAACAUCGGGCAGUCRAAAUCUUUGGUAGCUGCGGCUGCWGCGCAAGUAAUUAAUCCGAGCUUGAGAAUCAAUCCUCUCCAGAACCGYGUAAGCGGAGARACGGAGUCUGUGUUUAAUGAUGAAUUCUGGGAACGCCUCGAUGUCGUUGUGAAUGCAUUGGACAAUGUGAAUGCGCGAUUGUAUGUGGAUUCUCGAUGUGUCUAUUUYCAGAAGCCUCUUCUGGAAUCUGGAACUCUGGGGACAAAGUGCAACACUCAAAUGGUGAUCCCGCAUCAGACGGAGAACUACGGAGCAUCAAGGGAUCCGCCGGAAAAGCAAGCUCCAAUGUGUACCUUGCACUCCUUCCCCCACAAUAUAGAYCACUGCCUUGUCUGGGCGCGCUCGGAAUUCGAAGGCUUCCUAGAAAAGACUCCAGCGGAGGUGAAUGCAUUCUUAUCGAAACCCAACGAGUACAAGGAAACGGCGAAGAGUGCAGGGGAUGCUCAGGCCAGGGACGCUCUGGAGCGGAUUGUGGAAUGCCUUGUGACAGAUUGGUGUACAACGUUUGAGGACUGCAUUGUGUGGGCACGGCAUCGCUUCGAAGAUUACUUUGCGAAUCGUGUAAAGCAGCUGACGUUCACAUUUCCAGAGAAUGCUAUUACCAGCACGGGGGCUCCAUUCUGGUCAGCUCCGAAGAGAUUCCCGACACCUCUGGAGUUCUCGAGCAAGGAUUCGUGUCACAUGUCCUUCGUCAUUGCGGGCGCCAUUCUCCGGGCAGAAACUUUUGGAAUAGCAAGGCCUGUAUGGGCAACAGAUGUGAAGAAGGUGAUGGAGGUGGUGGAUAAAGUGCCAAUCCAGCUGUUUGUGGCAAAACAGGGAGUUGAGAUUGUGACUGAUGAGAGGGCAACGGCAGUUCCAUCGCAUGCUGAUGAUGAGUCGAUCAUUAACUCGCUGAUCCAGAAGCUGGAGGCUGGCACAAAGAGCAUUCGUCCCGGGUUUCAAAUGCAUCCGAUUCAAUUUGAGAAAGAUGAUGACACAAACUUCCACAUGGACUUCAUUGUCGGACUUGCCAACAUGCGUGCACGGAACUACAGUAUCCCUGAAGUAGACAAGCUGAAGGGGAAGCUCAUCGCAGGCCGUAUUAUCCCGGCCAUUGCAACAACAACGGCCCUGGCAACCGGUUUUGUGUGUCUGGAGCUAUACAAAGUGCUUCAGGGCCAGCCUGCGAGCCAGCAUCGGAACACUUUUGCAAACCUUGCCCUACCCCUCUUUGCCAUGGCAGAGCCUGUUAGUGCACGGAAGUUCAAGCACGGGGAGCUGGAGUGGACCGUCUGGGAUAGGUGGGUUAUUGAGGGUGAUGUAACUCUGCGGCAAGUGCUGGAUUGGUUCCGUCAGAAGAAUCUGAACGCAUACAGUAUCUCCUGUGGCCAGAGUCUGCUGUAUAACAACAUUUUCCCCAGGCACAGAGAGAGAUUGGACAAGAAGGUGUCUGAUCUGGCGAGAGAGAUUGCGAAGCUGGAAGUUCCAMCACAGCGKCGRCAUUUUGACAUAGUGGUAGCAUGUGAGGAUGACGAGAGUGAUGACCUGGAUGUCCCUCUGGUGUCGAUUCGCUUUCGGUAACUAGKSCCUGAGCUGGAUGUUUGCUCCGCAUGUGUGGGUAACGCUGUAUGCACUUUUGAGUUAUCUCCUGCUAACUAUCACGGAGAACG
This is a messenger RNA of Chara braunii, 3508 nucleotides long. The record is from the annotation of a GenBank genome assembly. Lineage: Eukaryota; Viridiplantae; Streptophyta; Charophyceae; Charales; Characeae.